Molecule: messenger RNA, 2898 nt
Organism: Aspergillus puulaauensis
Lineage: Eukaryota; Fungi; Ascomycota; Eurotiomycetes; Eurotiales; Aspergillaceae
Product: UTP14 family protein
Exons: 2
Coding region: 1-2898 (965 amino acids)
Biological process (GO): rRNA processing
Cellular component (GO): nucleolus; small-subunit processome
Source: RefSeq, a predicted model, not a curated record
AUGCCUCGCAAACACACCCAACAGCGCGGUCCCCGAGACGACCAGGCAAAGAAACGGCCCGCCCAGAACCAGAAGCGAAAAUCCGGAAAGAUUCUAAAUGCCCUUUCCAUCGCAGAAGCUCAAAACCCGACGAGGGCUAAGAUCCGUCGAAGCCGGCUAGCCGGGGAUGAUGACUACUUCAAGCGCAAGCGAAACACCGGCCGAGAUGACGAGGAGGGCUCAGAUGGACCGGACAACAACAAGCGUCGCCGCAUGGGCGAUGGCGAGGGUUCCGAGAUAGACUCUAACGCUGGCAGUGAUGGCGAAGGGCACCAAUGGAAGAUUGGUGUGGAUAGUGAUAAUGAUAGCGAGUUGGAUAGUGAUGAGGCGAUGGGCUCAAGUGAUGACGAGAGAUUCGAAGGCUUCACUUUCCGGGGAAGCUCGACGUCCAACGCUAAGCCGAAAGCGAAAGCCCAGAAGCCGAAGCGAGAGCGGAAGCUCGAUCUAUCAGAAGGCGAGGGCGAGUCUGAUGCAGACGAAGAUAUGGACGAGGACGAUGAUGAGCUUGGAGAGGACGCCAUCGACCUGGUCGCUGCGUGGGAUAUGAAUGCCGCCGAAGAGGAGGCGGGAGCUAAGAAGGCUGCAAAAUCCAAGAAACGCGAUGAGAGUGAAGAAUCCGAAGAGGAUGCUUCUGAAAGCGAAGACGACAGCGAUUCUGAUGACGAAAAGGACAGUUCUGAAUUAGAAAUGUCCGACGACGAAGCUGGUGAAGAUGGACUCUCAAAACUACAGAACUUUGUGGAUUCUAUGGAUACGAGCGCUGCUUCUAAACCGCAAAAAAGAACCAAGAGCGGCCAGGAAAAUCUGAACCCGACGGAGUUUGGACUGGCACCCUCACGAAAACUUACAGUUGCCGACCUCCUUCCAUCCGUUACUGAUGCGCGCCUCAAGAACUCACUCAAACAUGUCGACUCUGCCGUUUCCUCUCAAAAGACCUCUUCGGGAAUCCCUGGAAAACUCGAAGCGCCUCUCGCCAAGAGGCAACAGGGCCGCAUUGACCGAGAAGCGGCAUAUGAGAAGAGCAAAGAGACUCUCGGCCGAUGGAUCGAGACAGUCAAGGCGAACCGUCGGGCUGAACAUCUCAUGUUUCCUCUGCCCGAUCCGGAUGCCCAGAUGACGGAGAGCUUGAAUAUAAUUCAGCCGCAAACUGGCCUUGAAAACACAAUUAAGGAUAUUCUCGUUGAGAGUGGUCUCGCUGAUGCGCAAGGAAAGUCUGCCGAGGAUCAAGUGCAGGAGUUCGAAGAGCUACAAGCGCGCAAACUACCUAUCGAAGAAAUUCGAGCUCGACGAGCCGAGCUGCGCAAGCACCGCGACCUCAUGUUCCGGGAGGAGGUUAGAGCUAAGCGGAUUAAGAAAAUCAAGAGCAAGUCUUUCCGCCGAGUUCAUCGAAAGGAGCAAGAGAGAAUGGAGGACAAGGAGCGGCAAGCUCUCCUCGAUGCUGGGGUAGAUCUAGAGGAACAGGACCGGGAGAAGAAUGAACGACUCAGAGCCGAGGCAAGAAUGGGCAACAAGCACAAGGAGAGCAAAUGGGCAAAGAGUCUGAAGCAGACUGGCAGAACCGCUUGGGAUGAAGACGCCCGACACAGUGCUCUUGAGCUAGCACAGCGGGAAGAAGAGUUACGACAGCGCAUCGAAGGAAAACGCGUGUCCAGAGGUGGUGAAGACUACCUUGGGUCGAGCUCUGAAUCCGACUCCGAAGACGAAAACCCUUGGGAAGAGCAAAACUCCGACACAGAGAAGCGCAAGCUCCUCAAGAAACUCAACAAGCUCGAAGACGGCGGUGCCGCUAAUGAGGAGGCCAAGGGACCGCAUGCCAAAUUAUUGUCUAUGAAGUUCAUGCAGAACGCAGAGGCUGCCCGCAAGGCGCAAAACGACGCCGAAGUCCGCCACUUAAACCGCGAACUACAAGGUGAGGACUCUCAGUCCGAGGCUGAAUCCGAAGAAGGCCGACGCAAGUUUGGCGUCUCCGACAAGAAGGCCGAAAAGGACAAGGGCAAGAAACAGAGCAACCGCAAUGAGUUCGAGGAAGCGCCAGGAUCAGACGAAGAGCCAGAACAUGAUGCUGAACGGGAAACCGAGCCCAAAGCCAAGGGCGCCUCGAGUACCAAGGCUAAAACAACAGCCAAAGCUACCGACAAGCCACGCGCUCCUCCCCAGGCUGAGGCUGCGCCUCAGGACGAGUCUGACGACGAAGAGGACAAUCCUUGGCUCAUGGCAUCAUCAGGAAACAAACGCCGCUCAAAAACAAACGACGCCCAGCAAACCGUCGACAUCAUCCCCGACAGUACAGCCCCGGCGAAAUCCAACUCUAAAAAGCCUGCUGCUGCUGCAAAGACCAAGGCGCCGGCACGCCAGAACAAUGCGCAGGAAGAAGCCGACAGCGAGGACGAAGUCCCCGUGCUUCUCAAAAACCACGAUCUCGUGAAGCGAGCAUUCGCCGGAGACGAGGUAGUCCAAGAGUUCGAACAAGAGAAGCUUGACACCGUCGAAGACGAAGGCGACAAGGUAAUCGACGAAACCCUUCCCGGCUGGGGCAGCUGGACCGGCGACGGGGUGAGCAGGAAGGAAAAGCAGAGGCAGAAGCGCAUCUUAACCAAGGUCGAGGGAAUCAAGCCCGAAAAGCGGAAGGACGCCAAACUCUCGCGCGUCAUCAUCAACGAGAAGCGCAUCAAGAAGAAUAACAAGUACCUGGCCAAUCAACUCCCUCACCCCUUCGAGUCGAAACAGCAGUACGAGCGAUCUCUCCGUAUCCCUAUCGGUCCGGAAUGGUCUACAAAGGAGACUUUCCAGUCGUCCACCAAGCCUCGCGUUAUGGUCAAGCAGGGUGUCAUCAAGCCUAUGGAGAAGCCGAUGGCUUAG